GGGUUGCGUCCAUGCAGCUCUACUAAUUAGUUUACUAAGGCUCAGUGUGACAUUUUCAUCGGUACAGUAAGUCGUUCGAACGCGAUUGCUCCGAAAGGAACCGUUAACCAUUUUACUUCUGUGAUAACGUGAUUAAUUCGAACGGAAACUCUCGUUAAUACACCGUCAUGGAGGACGUUCAACUGAGCAAGGACCAAAUUGCGCAAUUGAAAAUGGGUUUCGAUGCCUUCGACCCGGACAAGAAGGAAGCCAUUAACACGGAUAUGGUCGGUACCAUUCUUGGAAUGAUGGGUAUGAAGAUCCCAUCAGAACAAUUAAAUGCAGUCAUCGCCGAAUUCGAUCCUUUCGGAUCCGGAGAAUUGAAUUUCCAAGAAUUUUGCCAACUGGCGUCCCGGUUCAUGGAGGAGGACACGGACACCGAGGCGAUGCAGCAGGAGCUGAGAGAAGCUUUCCGGUUGUACGACAAGGAAGGAAACGGUUAUAUCACCACGGACGUGUUUCGGGACAUCCUCCACGAGCUGGACGACGCGCUGUCCCCCGAAGAGCUCGAUAUGAUCAUCGAGGAGGUGGACACUGAUGGAUCUGGCACACUCGAUUUCGAAGAAUUCAUGGAGGUCAUGACAGGCUAAAUUAUCAGCUUGGCAACGAGCAACCGUGGUCCCUCGUGUCGGCCACGUCCACGAGAAACGGACCCGCCGCCUGUUCAACACGUGGCGACUGCAAUUUAUCGGCGGUGCAUGUGCCGUUGGCAAAGUAUGAAGUUAAAGGUUCGUAGGUGAUGUCUGGUACGGACGGGAACGCGACGUCGCCGGGCCUGUGCUCGUAUAGCUGUGAAAGUAUUUCUGCCGGUUACCGUCGCUUUUCGAGUCACAAUCGGCUAAAAUGUAUUUCUAACUAUGCCGGAAUUAACCGGGACGCCGGGUCGCUGGCGUCGCGUCGGGGACGGGUUUAUAUUGACGAAUAUAAAUCGAUGUACCCAUGGUGUUGCGCUUCCCCCUAUCUGCGAACAGAAUUUUUCUCUUCGCACGAUUUGGUCGAUGAAAAUGGAUGAUAGAUUUGAAUACGGCGACACGGCUGGUCGUGAUCAGAUCCGGAAGUUUGAUAUGGCGACGAAUAGUGGAUACUUAAGAUUGGGAUGAUCGUGUUUGGAAAUUUUGUACUUUGCCUGCGAGAUGUACUGUUCUUCGAAAGUGAUGAUACUCAUAAAUAACGUACCAUUGAACUGUGACUAUACUAACGAUGUACUAAUGAGGGUAAUCUGAGAUUAAAGGAAAAAAAUAAUAAAACAGCAAAAAAAUAGCAUAAGAAA
Molecule: messenger RNA, 1309 nt
Organism: Nomia melanderi (Alkali bee)
Lineage: Eukaryota; Metazoa; Arthropoda; Insecta; Hymenoptera; Halictidae
Gene: TpnCIIIb
Product: troponin C type IIIb
Cellular component (GO): myosin II complex
Molecular function (GO): calcium ion binding
Source: RefSeq, a predicted model, not a curated record